GGAGUCUGCAAACUUUCAGUUCGAGGGCAUUGUGGGAAGCAGCCCUGGUCCGAGGCAGAUGCCUCACCUGUCAGCCGCGCCGGCUCCUGCACUUGGCUCUCGCCACUCGGCACUCGUCAGGCUGGGGCGGAGGCGGCCCGGUCACCAUGUUCUGGAGGCUGGAAGUCCAACAUCCAGGUUUCAGCAGAGCUGCGUCCUUCCCGGGCCUCUGAGAAUCUGCCCCGUGCUUUUCUCCCAGCUCUGGGGUUUUGCUGGCCACCUUGGGCAUUCCUCAGCUGUGCCCUCAUCUUCACAGGGUGUUGUCGAUAUACAUUUCAUAUUGCUUUUCAGUCGACAAGGGAAAUUACGGCUGCAGAAAUGGUACACAACUCUCUCUGACAAGGAAAGGAAGAAGAUCACCCGGGAGAUUGUUCAGAUUGUGCUCUCUCGUGGUCAGAGGAUGAGCAGUUUUAUCGACUGGAAGGAACUAAAACUUGUUUAUAAAAGGUAUGCUAGCUUAUACUUUUGCUGUGCAGUAGAAAGUCAGGACAAUGAGCUCUUGACACUAGAGAUUGUGCAUCGUUAUGUGGAGUUGCUGGACAAGUACUUUGGAAAUGUCUGUGAGCUGGAUAUUAUCUUUAACUUUGAAAAGGCUUAUUUUAUCCUGGAUGAAUUUAUAAUAGGUGGAGAAAUUCAGGAAACGUCCAAGAAAUCUGCUGUCAAAGCCAUUGAAGAUUCUGAUAUGUUACAGGAGACCCUGGAAGAGUACAUGAACAAGCCGACGUUCUGACUGCACCUUCUUGAAGUCUCUGAGCGCUGCGUGCUCUGGCCUUGCAAAGAAGCAGCGCCCGCCUCCAGUCAUUGGACAGAGCCUCCAGCACCAUGCCAAAAAUAACUUAAAAGGGAUUUUUUGUUAACUAGCAAAAUUGAAAGUUGUUUAACAUAUUUAUCAUUAUUACAUGCCUGUAUUAUACUGUAUAUGACUUAUUGUCGUUCUGGAUGUUCACAUAACAGCCUCAUGAUUCAGUAGAUUUGAACAUUUGUUUGCAAUGUGCUAACUCCAUGUAAUUUUCUAAGCUAAUUUAAAUACAUUUAUUGUAGUAUGUUUUUUUGCUGCAUUUGGUCCUCUACUGACAGGCUGAGAACUGUAUUAUAAUAAUCCGUGCUUUAGAAUGUAAAGUAGCAAUACUUUUUCUAAAGGUUUAGCUUUUAAAAUUAUCUGAUUGAUCAUUCAAAAUUAUGUUAAUAGUUCAGAGUUCAUAUGUAACGCUAGACAUUUUUUAAAAAUAUAUGAUUUUAUUGAUUUUAGAGAGAGAAGAAGGGAGAGGGGGAGAGAGAGAGAGAAACAUUGAUUGACUGCCUCCUGCAUGGCCCCCACAGGGGAUCGAGUCCCCAACCCAGGCACUGAGCCUCCAACUGGGGCAUGUGAUCUGACUGGGAAUAAAAAUGGCAACCUUUUGGAGCACGGGAUGAUGCCCAACAAACUGAACCCUACCGGCCAGGGCCAUGCUGGACAUUUUAAAUACACUUGAAAAUAAUGAAAUUUCAGUCCAGAUACAAUGUAUCUGAUCUUAAUGUCCUGAAUUUAUUUAUUUUUCAGGGUUGGAAUGAAGGAAGAGAACCAAAGAUAGUAUAAGAACCAAAGAUAGUUGUGUUUUUGAGGCCUUGGAAGCUGCUCUCUUGACUGAGAUUUUAAUUUUACCUUUUAAUUUAAUAUAAGGGACAGUAUAAUGAGGUCAUGUUUUCUACAGACUCUAUAUAUUGAUUAAGGUUUUAGACAUCUGGAGAUAUAGUGUCUAUAACUUAUUUCCCUUAUUAUAAAAAUAGUAUAAUAGAGGUAAAUAACAAGAGUAAUAAUUGUUAUUAUUACUAUUUUAAUAAUCUUUAUGUUACAAAGCACUCUUAGUUGCUGGAGAGAUUUUGUUUUAACUAUGUUUUAAGGUAUUUUUAAGAUAUUUGAAGACUUACUGUUUAUUAGGCUUACUUAGGGCAUUUAAUACAGGGCAGGAAAAGUAGGUUUACAGUUGUUCAUAUGGAAAAUGAUACGAUUAUAAUAAUAAAAGCGUAAUAUGCUAAUUAGACCUGAUGGCCAAACAGCGGAAUGACCAUCCAGACAACCUUCCAGAGGAAGCCUGGGGUUGUGAGGGCCGAGCCCCUUGAAUUUUGUGCAUCAGGCCUCUAGUUAAUAAAUGAUAAUAAAGUAAUGAACUCACAACUGUAACCCUACUUUUGCCCCACCCCGUAUUAUUGCUGUAUGGUAGAUGCCUUUUCUCCUCUUUUCUUUCCUCACCCCUGAAGAAAAUAUUUGCUGCCGACCAUUAUUAUUGUGAAUAUGUCACAUCCAUGCUUCCUGGAAUGAAAGUUCUAUAUAACCAGGUAGUGAAUGUGAUCAGACCUUGUAUGGAAAUAGCUCGCAAUGCUUUUAUCUUAGUGCCCACUUCUGAUGUCUUACCUGUGCAUUUUCAAUGUUAGUGCUGAGGUAUGGUAUCAUUCACACUGGAGUGGGUAGGGAGUGCUUUUUCUAAGAGUGUGCCUGCUAUUGGAUCCUCCAGGAGAUCCCAUAGGGUAGACCUCUAGAGACCGUGAGGGAAAAAUGUUCUCAUUGAGUAAUCUUGGCAGAGAUAUUUAGGGAAGAAUGGCAAGGCAGCAGUACAGAAGGAAAAAUGGACCAGUUCCUCAAUAUAACUAUCAUUAAAUGGAAAUAACUCAGAUUAGCGUACGAAGUAAUUAUUGGGCUUUCAAUAUCUAACAUUUCCUCAAUUAAUCAUGUAAUUAUAAUGAUGGCAUCAGAUUGAAGUUUAACUAUCACUUGUGAUCACUUUGUUUACCUAAGUUCUUCAGUUUGUGGUUUAGCUUUCGUUGUUAUUAUUUGGUGGAACCCUAUUUUUUAAAAAAAAGUCUUGUAAGAUGGGCUUUGAACCUCAUUUUUACAUACAUGGACAAAGUCCCGUAUCACCUUCAGUAGGGCCACUGCCCAGAAUUUCUGUUCCAUAAAAUACAGAUUAGAGACCACCUAGCUAUAGACGGGGCUCCUCAGGCUUCAUGUCAGCAUCACACCUAGAAAAUGAACAACAAUAUGGCACGCUGGGGUAAAUUUGAGGGACUUUGGAGACAUCUUACAUGAGCCUUGGUGAAAAUAAUCAUUAUGUUUUCUUUGUAUUGUAUAAUUAUAAUAAAACUACCAAGUGAAAGAAAAGAUAAUAAAUACUAAAUUUUAUAAAACGUCCAAAUAAAAUGUUUUUUUAAAAUUUUAAGUGAGGAACAUGAGUGUGCUUUUAGGAGUAAAUUUUUUAGAAAAAUCAGAUUUCAUGCUUGACAUGAAAAUUCCUGGUCAAGUCCUUUUAAUUUUCUUGGUGCUUAUCAUCAAGGAGAAACCCCACAAGUAGGUGACAGCAAAUGAGGGAAGAGUAUUUACUGCUUUGUUCCUGUUGACUUCUUUCUUACCACCACCCACAUUUUGAUAAUCUAAUCUCUUUACCCAUAGUUAAUGAAGCAGAUCAUUCUUUAAAACUAGUAACCCCUUUUAUUUUAUUAACUUAUGUAAGGUUGGAAUUUAUUGUGAUAAAGCAAAUUAACUUUUAAUUUAUUCAAACUAUUUUUUUCCAUACCAAAUUUCCUAAAAUAAUGAUACAACUUUUCUUCAGACAUACAUAGAUGUUCUUCUGAACCUAUAAUUCUUCUUUAGAACUCACAUGAUAAUUCCCAUGAAACAUCACCGGUGAACUGUGUUUAACUUUACUUUUUGGGAAAUGCUAAUACAUUGUUUUCACAUGGUUCCCACAAUUUUGGAUUAAAUUCAAUCAGAUGCUCUGGAAUGUAAGUAAAGCAAGCCAAUGACUAUUUACAGUAACUUGCAAAAUGAGGGUCAUUAAUUUUUUUCUUCAAUUUUUAUUUAAUUCUUGACCAACUUGAAAAACUCUAUCCAUAGACAAUGUACUUUGGUAUUAAACAAUGAUAAUCUAUUUUGUCAAGUAAAGCAAAAAACAGGACUGUAACAGUAGGGCUGUAUUCGAUUCACCUUUUGGUAAUACUACUGUUAUCAGUGGAAGUGGAAUUCUUGGGGUGCCAUAAGGAAAAAAAUUUCCUGAGGCACCCACAGAAGAAUGGGGUUUUGUGGAAAGCUUUAUUGAUGAUGUAAUAUUAAGAGGACCUCCAAGGUCCCAUCUCUGUCCACCUCGCCAUGGACAAAGUCUAAACUUGUCUUCAGUAGGGCCAGAAUUAAGGCCAUUGCCCAGAAUUUCUGUUCCAUAUUAGAAUUCAGUCCAGUCCAGUCCAGCAUCCUGUGUGCGGAGUCAGCGUGGCCAUGGGCCAUGCGGCUACUAAGGACACAUGGCUAUGAAGAGAGAACAGGCAAGUACAUGGGUGAGUAUGGGUUGUGGAGCAAGAGAAAGCAAGAGCAAACAAGAGGAAAGAGAGCAUGAAAACUCAUUAGUCUGGGGAUUUUAACCCGAAAAUUUCUUCAAACUAACCAAUUAACUCAAGAGUUCGCAUACUUUUGAUGGGGUCCACCCCCUAGCCAAUCCAUCGUUCCCUAGGCUAAACUGACAGGCAAGCACCUUCUGUGUGUCACCUGGACUUCACCCAUCUCCCCCCUUUGUUCAGUCCCUCCCCCCAGUGGUCUGCAGGGAAUGGAUCCAUGGUUCCUUAAGGAGUGUGAAGCUGUGCUUCCUGGUGAAGCUGCCCAGAUGACCAUGCUUACAAUGUCUGGCCUCUCCUUUGCUCUCUUUCCUUUAUUAAUAUUAACUAGCUAAUUUCAAGGAAACAUUUAAUAUAGAAUUUAGGCCUACAGAUGAACUUUUAUUUUUGUCAAAUUCUUUGUGAGUAAACUCAGAUAUUAACUAAAUCUCAACGUCUCCACCUUGCAUUUCUGCUAUCAGUACUAACUUACGUAGUGUUUCCAUCAUAACUUAAUCGUUUCGAAGUGUUCAUUUGCUAUUUUGUCAACCAGCUUGUUUUGCUACUUUACAGAAUAGAUAAGGUUUUAAACAUUUCUCCUUAGCAUAGUUCCUAACAAGGGUAGAUUAAUCAGAGAUGAUACAGUUAUGAUUUAACUGUCCUCUAGAUUAGAAUUAUCUUCAUGGUAUUGACAUGACCCCUAUCUGUUUACUAAUAAUAUUAUUCCAAAGUGGCGCCUUUUCUCUUUCCUUUGGAAAUGUUGAGAGUGUCCAUGGAGGCUGGUAAAAUGAGCAACUCCAAUUGUGUGACUUAUGGGGCCUUUGCUUUAUUAGCAGGACCUCAGGAGCUACAUCCACUAGGUUUAUGAGCUACACCCGACAUGGUUGUAUAACUAACUUAUAAGAGAACUUUGAUUCAUAUUUUAUACUUGCAGAUGUUUGCAAUGUUCAUUAAUCCUGUGUGUAAAAUGGAUGUUUAGUAGAAAGAUGUCAGCAUAAUUUACCUGAUAAUAUUUUGAAGUAAAUAAAACGUUUAGGCUGGGGGAAAGAAAGAAUUAUGAGAACACUUGGUUCCAAAUGUGAGAUAACCCUCAUACGGUUUCAAUGGUGACUUAAACUUUAAGAAAAAUAUUUUUUGGAGGGGAAGAAAUCUUUUGAAUUUUUGAAGCCUCCAGUUUUAAUAAAAUGUUUCUAUUAUGGUGGGAAAAUAUCUGUAAAAUUUAAGAUUACAUAAAUGUGAAGAAUAAAGAACUAAUAUGGUUGUAAAAAGGGGCUUGUGGUUAAAAAUUGUUUCAAAAAUAAUUUGGGUCAUUUGGAAUUUUUAGAAUGUUACAAAAGUAAAUUUAAAAAUUAAGUAUAGUGAAGAAUAAUUUUGAAAAUAAUGCAGUCAAAGUUUGAAAGUAUUAAAAUACAUAUUUUUAUUACUAAAACAAACUUUUAAAAAGUCAAA
Myotis daubentonii (Daubenton's bat) is the source of this 5823-nucleotide messenger RNA. It is a transcript of the gene AP1S3, whose product is annotated as adaptor related protein complex 1 subunit sigma 3. Gene Ontology annotation, biological process: intracellular protein transport; vesicle-mediated transport. Lineage: Eukaryota; Metazoa; Chordata; Mammalia; Chiroptera; Vespertilionidae. The transcript is spliced from 6 exons. Gene Ontology annotation, molecular function: clathrin-cargo adaptor activity. The record is from RefSeq and is a predicted model, not a curated record. Gene Ontology annotation, cellular component: AP-1 adaptor complex; membrane coat. The coding region runs from base 59 to 769 and encodes 236 amino acids.